Molecule: messenger RNA, 762 nt
Organism: Centruroides sculpturatus (bark scorpion)
Lineage: Eukaryota; Metazoa; Arthropoda; Arachnida; Scorpiones; Buthidae
Product: serine/threonine-protein kinase Sgk2-like
Exons: 7
Coding region: 1-762 (253 amino acids)
Biological process (GO): peptidyl-serine phosphorylation; intracellular signal transduction
Molecular function (GO): ATP binding; protein serine/threonine kinase activity
Source: RefSeq, a predicted model, not a curated record
AUGUUUCGCUGCGUUGGAAAGAUUGUUCUGCGAAGUUCGAAAGAUAAAAUGAUGAAGAAAAGUAGAAGAGAAGAUGCUGAACAGAAUGUUCAGGAAAAUAAUGGUUACUCAUUUCAGAAUGAGAAACAUUUGCCUGCAAUGAAAUGUGACUCGUUGAACAAAGGCGAGUCGCAGUUGCAAGCAAAUAACCGGAAGAAGGACGGAAAAUUUAUGGGAUAUUUAAGAAAUAUAUUCCAUAAAUUCUUGUUAUGUUGUUGCGUUUCAGGCGAGAUUUCUGAUUCGGAGACUUACGAACCGAAAAAGAAUCUCGCAGAUUUGAACCUCGAAUUCGACUUUGUUAAUGAACCCAAAAAGUUUAUUGACAAAUACAAAAUUACUAAAGAAAUUGCACGAGGAAGAUUUGGGACUGUUUAUUUGGCUAGGACGAAAUUUUCCGAAAAGGAAAAGGCUGUAAAAAUUGUAAAGAAAAAAUUUUCUAAUUCUGAUCAGUUUGAAGAAAUCCAGACGGAAUUAAACGUUUGGAAUUCUGUGUCCGCCCAUCCAAAUAUUGUCAGGUUGAUUCGAUUCUUCCAAACUGACACAAGCUUUUGCUUUGUAUCGGAUUAUGUCGAGGGAGAAUCUUUGAGAAUUUUUUUACAAAAGUAUGGUCCUAUAGCGGAGAGUAAAGCGAAAGUGUUUGCCGCUCAAGUGGCCUCUGCUAUUAUGUAUAUUCAUAAGAAUGGUAAUUAUUUGCUGAAUUAUACACAGAGACAUCAGUGCUAA